Messenger RNA from Canis lupus familiaris (dog), 3321 nucleotides. RefSeq lists its product as uncharacterized. The record is from RefSeq and is a predicted model, not a curated record. Lineage: Eukaryota; Metazoa; Chordata; Mammalia; Carnivora; Canidae. The coding region runs from base 823 to 1494 and encodes 223 amino acids. The transcript has 2 exons.
GUUGCUGGGGGCGCCCGCCGGGCGUGGGGCAUGGGGGCGGGGGGGGCUCGCUCGGGCACAGCCCCCAUGGGCAGUGUCUCCCCAGUGCCGAGACCCCAUCAGCCCCUUGCGAAAACUCAGUGACGUGGCUGGUAUUUCACAAGCUCCCCCUCCGCCCUCUGCAAGUCGUCCUUGGAGAAAUGUCCCGUACUAAGGAACCCGGGCUUCUGCCACACGGAGGUGCUCUCCCUCGGCCGUCGUUUCCACUCUGGGUCUGGGCGCAGGGGGCGGGGGGGAGACAGGCAGAGAGGACGGAUGCUGGGCAGCGGGCAUCCUACGAGCCCUCCCCAGUGGCCGGGAAGCACGUCCACCUGCUUCACGCUUGACGACUGGUUGUCCUGCUCCCACCCAGGCGCUCCGGGCCUCGGCCAGAGUGGAGUCGCCGCGAGUGUCAUGACCAGGAUUUUAUUUGAGGGAGAGGCAGAGACCGCGCGAGAGAGCGUGAGCAUGAGCGGCGGGGAGAGGGAGGAGCAGACGCCUGCUGAGCAGGGAGCCAGGUGUGGGGCUCGUCCUGGGAGCCCCGAUUGCGACCCGAGCUGAAGGCAGGGGCUUAGCCAGCGGAGCUCCCAGGUGGCCCAGGGAAAUAUUUUUCAAAAUUACCAAGUAGCAUCAUCUGCCUGCCAGGCCGCAGUCCCUCCUCUUGAAGACUUUGGUUGGUUGGAAUCUUGGUGACACUGUUUAAUUUUAGGCUCCUUUUCCACGUGAUGCUAUUCCAGUUAAUUUGUUAAAAUUUGUUUAAUCUUUUAAAAAAAAAGACCCUCCCUGAGUUCUUCUUGCCCUCUCAUGGCGGUGUACUGGCGCGCGGCCCGGAGACGUCCCGGGGUGAGGCGGCCCCGUGGGAAGGGACGGGCGGACGCGGGGUGCCAGCCCUCAGGCCCCGGGGUGCGUGCCCCGGCCUCAGCCCUGACCUCAGCAGCACCUGUUGCGAGCUGGGUUUCCGGCACGUACCCUUUUCUUGGUCCCUUUUUGUCACCUGAGGAAGCUCAGGCUCAGACCUUCAGAAAUGUGACCCUUCCGCCUUCCUCACGGUUGAGAACAGAGAGAGGGCCCUUCGCCCUGUGCAUGUGUCGCGCGACCCCUUCUGGGCGCGAGGGUGCGUCCUUGUUGGACGGCGGCCCUGAGCCGGCCCGAAAGUGCUUUAGGAGCCCGUCACAAAAAUGGGAGCAACGUGAAGCCCUGUCACUCCACGAACGUGACAUCCGCUGCUGGAACCGCAGGACGGUGGGCCUCCUUCUGUUCCUUCUUCGCCGUCCCAGGCGUCACGCUGCCCUCGCGGUCCCCAGCCCCCUGCAGGUGAGGCUUGCCGUGUGCGGGCACCCGCCGCCACUGGCCCCUCCUCGUGGCCGCCUCCCGGCAGGCGUGACCACUAUUCUGGGCGUCGUGGUGAGGCCCGGGCGUCCCCGCCCCAAGCCGUGUGACGUGACUGAGAGCAGCUGCCAGCCCAGGGAGCAGUGAGUCCAUCAGAAUCCAGCCGGCGCGCCCCGCUCGGCCCCGCUCGGCCCCGCUCAUCCCCACUCCUGGAACGCUGCCCGGGAAGAGCCGAGCUUUGUUUCAUCCUAAACCCCCACCCCACAGAAACUGUCUGCAUGGGACUCAGUAGGAUUUAGUCAGCGUGUUAGGGCGGGGGCGGGGCGGCCUUCGGGGAGACGCCGGUGUUUGGGAUUUGGAAGUGGGAGUCCGGCUGCGUCAUCAGCACCGUUCCCCCUUGGCUCGGGAGGAUGAGGCGGUGCGGCCCUUCCCUGGGCUCGUGGGCCGGUCCUGCGGUGCCGUGGGACUGCCCUGCGUGAGCGCCCGUGGGCGCGCCCCCUGCCCUCCCGCCCACGCUCUGCACCCGCGCCACUUGCAGGGCAGAAGUUGUUGCUCGCUGUGCGCGCGCCUCCGGGUCAGAGCCCAAAGGACAAAGAUCCCGGCAAGGCACGAGCCAGGCGAGAUAAAAGUUGGGUUUGCUCCCAGAUUGGGUGGGCUCGACUUUGUCCCGGUGUCCCUGCCCUUGGCCAUGGGUCCAGCCGCGCGUGGAGGUGGCGGCCGUGGCCCAGGCGCAGGGACAGAAGGGCCACAGGCCCCUGAGCACACUGUCCCCCGACCCCGGGCCCCGUGUCUCCCGUGGGCUGCCUCACCGUGGUCGGUCUGCAUGCCCUGGGUGGCUUCCCCGGGCCCGCGAGGCCGGCCUGCUCCUGCGGCCUCGGCCAGGGCAGAGGGUGACAGGCGCGUCCCUUGACCCUCUGUUCCCGUCUGCCUCCCGUGCCAGGCGGCGCGCGUGGUCUCUUGUGACUCGCUCCCGCCGUCCUCUGCUCGGCACCGGGAGCCCGUCUGGGGGAUGAAGACCUCGGGCUGCAGGCGGAGGGGGCCUAGGUGGCGGGACCCGGGCCUUCUGCCCCCCCUCCCCCCCGUGUCUGCUCCCCGGACGACACGUCCCAGGCACACGCUGAAGCAUCGGGCGGAGCCUCCAUUGCGCCGUGACCCUGCGUAGCGUGUGGAGGAGCCCACGGGCUGUCGGCCAGCGGGCACCCAGGAUUAAAAAUAACGGGAGUCUUUAGGGAAAGCUGUGAAUUCUUACGAGCUCUGACUCCGUUACCUGGUCACCGUGUGGCUCCUUAGAUCUUGCAGGAAUCCUCUGAGACCUUAAGGUUUAGCCCAGUUCUCGAGAGGCUCAGUGUCGGGGACCCAGGCCGUUCUGUGCCCGGCGCUGCUGUGUGCCUUGGAGAGUACUUUGCGGCGUCCCUGGCCACCACCCGCCGGGCACCAGUGCACCCACUUCCGAGCCCAGUGGUGGCUGUCAGGCCUCUAGACGCUGCUGGGGGCGGGGUCAGCCCCGUGGAGAGCCCUGGUCUGAGGGGAGAGCCCGGCCUGGAAGGGGGCUGGGGGCGAGUAGGCAGGCCGCCGUCCCCUGGCCGCGCACUUGGCGUCUACAGGGUGUCCCACCGGGGCUGCCGGCCUAGCCUGCACCUGCAAGACCCCCACGGCAUCCCACGGCGUGGCCUUUAAGGAAGACUCAGCAGGUGCCCGGCCCUUCCCCCCGCUUGCAGCUCCGUGUUGCCUCCUGCGUGUUGUGCAGAAGCACAUUUGCCACGUGGCUCUGCCCCAGACGUGCAGAACAGCAGAAAGCUUUGUGUGGCCUGCGUGAACUGACCGAGUUAAGCCUGUAGGCAGCAGAGGAGUAAUCCGUCAGCUUAGGGGAUAGAAAAGGCCUCCAUCCGCCCCACAGAAAGGAUGAAUAGCACAUGCUGAAGGCCCCGGUUCCGUGGGCGACGUGCUGCGGGCAGUGUCGCCCCUCCCCUGUCG